CACGAAAUCAAACCCAAAACCCAAAACCUUUAAUGGCUUAAACUUCUAUCGAAUGAACUGGAAAAGAAAAAUCAACCCAGCAACAUUCUCUCUCCACCUCUUUUACUCUGCUAAAUCAUCCUCUUAAUCGGACAGGGCACGAGACCUGCCAUGGCUUCGAGCUGUUGAAGAGAUCGAAUAGUGAUUGCUCUUCUCUUUCGUUGAUUUUCGUUUUCAGGGACUUGGGGAUUGCAAGGAUUUGAUUUUGGAGAUUUAGGUGUUUAGGGAUUUCAUCCCCCAAUCUCUUCUUAUCGUUAUAUAUUCUAAAAAUAAAAAUAAAUUUAAUUAUUUUCUUCUUUAAUUUGACCGGUUGAGAAACACGCGUGCCUGGUCAGCUAAGAAAUAGGUCUUUUGUAGAUUUGUGGCCAAGUUCGCGAUGGAUUUAUCAAAAAAAGGUGAAAUAUGGGGUUUUUAAUGUUGAACCCAAGUUCAGUGGUCAAUUUGAACCUUCUUUAAAUAACAGGUCCGUGUCCUCUCCUCUGCACAAUUCGAAGCGAUCAAACAUUGCAAUUGCAGAUUUAUAUUUUUGUAGAGUAGAGCUGUUGUGCAUAUUCCUCUGUCUUAUAUAAGGUUUAUGAAGGAUGGACAUAAUCUCCCAAUUACAAGAGCAAGUGGAUCUUAUUGCUUCACUUGCCUUUAAUACGAUCGGGACGCUUCAAAGAGAUGCUCCUCCAGUGCGUCUUUCUCCCAAUUACCCAGAACCAACGGCUAACCCUACAGAGGAUUUUGCUGAGCAGCCCAAGUUAAUGAGUGCUGAUCUCGUGAAAGCUGCUAAACAGUUUGAUGCAUUGUUGGCUGCACUACCAUUGGCCGAGGGAGGUGAAGAAGCUCAACUGAAAAGGAUUGCAGAACUGCAGGCUGAAAACGAUGCUGUAGGCCAAGAGCUCCAACAGCAACUAGAAUCUGCAGAGAAAGAAUUGAAGCAGGUCCAGGAGCUGUUUAGCCAAGCAACAGAUAAUUGCUUGAACUUGAAGAAGCCUGAUUAAUGAUGGUGCAAUCUCUCUGAUUUUACGAGCUAGGUGACCAAGCGAAUGAUUGCGACGAAGAAGUCCAAUAGCAAAAACCAUUCAAGCAUAAAAAAAUUUGUCCAUGCACUGGUCCCCUCUUUGUUAGGAAGAUACCAUCCGUCAACCCUGUUAUGGGUGGCAGAAGCUGAAAUAAUAUUUUUUUUCCACCAUGAAAAGCAGUCUAUUUGCACUAUAGAAUCAUGUUAAACGAUCCUUUGUUGAUUUAUAAUUUUGUAUGGUAAAAAUUAGUUGAUCAAUUAAUGUUAACCGAAUUUUAUCUUUUUUUAUUCUCAA
Messenger RNA from Jatropha curcas, 1340 nucleotides. RefSeq names its product mediator 21 (gene MED21). Lineage: Eukaryota; Viridiplantae; Streptophyta; Magnoliopsida; Malpighiales; Euphorbiaceae. Gene Ontology annotation, biological process: regulation of transcription by RNA polymerase II. Gene Ontology annotation, molecular function: transcription coregulator activity. Gene Ontology annotation, cellular component: mediator complex. The record is from RefSeq and is a predicted model, not a curated record.